CCCCCUGUGGAUUGCCUUUCCUGGCACCGCUCUAGCCGUCGCUCUCGGUGGGCACCGCCGCCAGCCAAUCACUGGGCAUACCGCCCUGCACCCCUCCCCCCUCGCCUCCCGUGGAUCAGCUGGGGUACCCGAGAUGUCUGUUGACAGCGGUGGAGGCGACUGUGCGGCGGGUUCCGGGAUCCGCGCAGGGCUAGGGAUGUGAGUCCUAUGGAGCUACACCGGAAAGAAGAGCAGCCGCCACCGCAGGAACCCUGGGGGAGGCUUCUUCGUCUAGGCGCAGAGGAGGACGAACCCCAAAUCCUUCUUUGGAAACGCGAGUGGACCAUCGGAAGGAGGAGAGGCUGUGACCUCUCUUUCCCCAGCAAUAAACUGGUCUCUGGAGAUCACUGUAAACUUAGAGUGGAUGAAAAAUCUGGUGAGGUGACACUGGAAGACACCAGCACCAAUGGAACAGUAAUCAAUAAGCUCCAAGUUGUUAAGAAGCAGUCUCACCCUUUACGGAGCGGGGAUAUUAUCUAUGUGGUAUACAGGAAGAAUGAGCCAGAACACAAUGUGGCAUACCUCUAUGAAUCUUUAAAUGACAAACAGAGCUUAACUCAAGAAUCUUUUGAAGCCAAUAAAGAAAAUAUGUUCCAUGUGACCAAAGAUUCCUCAGGUCCAGGGCAGGGUGAUGACCCCCAGGUUCCACUAUUGUCACCCAUGGCUCAGACAUGCUUAGAGGAACCACAGCCAUCAACAUCGACAUCAGACCUCCUCCCCACGGCCUCUACCUCUUCUACGGAGCCAGAGCUGACCUCUGCAGGGCAAAAGCAUUCCUCUAGCUCUGGACUUGGGAAUACAAGUAUCUCCUCACAAGAAUGUAGUUCGCUUGUUGCAAAUGGUGAACUCUCUAGCCUUCCUCCAGUCUUCGAAGACAGAGAAGCAUCCUGUUCUUUGUUGGAAACUGAAGACCAUGAGGAGUUGGAGCCUGCCAAAAAAAAGCUGAGAGGAGAUGGGGAGCUUGACAUGAACCUCCAGUUAUUAGUUGCAGACCAGCGUGGGAAUGUCCAGACCUCAAGUGAGGAUGUCAGAGAUGCCUCUGUGAAGCCAGACAAGGAUGAAGAGGGGAGUUCAGAGGACCUGCUAGAGCUGUCUGAUGUUGAUAGUGAAUCCUCAGACAUCAGCCAGCCAUACAUUGUAUGCAGACAGUGUCCUGAAUACAGAAGACAAGCCGUUCAGUCUCUUCCUUGUCCAGUCCCAGAUAGUGAGCUGGGAGUUACACAGGCACAUGGUGGGGAAGCACCUUCAACAUCUGCCAGCUUGCCAACAGCCCCAGAUUACGUGUGCCCUCUCCAAGGAAGCCAUGCCAUAUGUACCUGCUGCUUCCAGCCUAUGCCUGACCGGAGAGCUGAGCGUGAGCAGGAUUCCCGUGUGGCCCCUCAACAGUGUGCAGUGUGCCUGCAGCCCUUCUGCCACCUGUAUUGGGGCUGCAGGAGGACUGGCUGCUUUGGCUGCUUGGCCCCAUUCUGUGAGCUCAACCUGGGGGACAAGUGCUUGGAUGGAGUGCUGAACAAUAACAAUUAUGAGUCGGACAUCCUGAAGAAUUACCUGGCAACCAGGGGUCUGACAUGGAAAAAUAUGUUGACAGAGAGUCUCCUGGCUCUACAGCGGGGUGUAUUUAUACUGUCUGAUUACAGAAUCAGUGGAAAUACUGUGCUGUGUUACUGCUGUGGUCUGCGUAGCUUCCGAGAGCUCACCUACCAGUAUCGUCAGAACAUUCCUGCUUCUGAGUUGCCAGUGACCGUGACAUCUCGUCCUGAUUGCUACUGGGGCCGGAACUGUCGAACGCAGGUGAAGGCUCACCAUGCCAUGAAGUUCAAUCACAUCUGUGAGCAAACAAGGUUCAAGAACUGAAUAUUGGAGGAGACACAUGAAACAGUUCCACAGCACAGGAGGC
Messenger RNA from Mastomys coucha (southern multimammate mouse), 1936 nucleotides. RefSeq names its product checkpoint with forkhead and ring finger domains (gene Chfr). The coding region runs from base 208 to 1893 and encodes 561 amino acids. Gene Ontology annotation, cellular component: nucleus. NCBI's taxonomy places the organism in Eukaryota, Metazoa, Chordata, Mammalia, Rodentia, Muridae. The record is from RefSeq and is a predicted model, not a curated record. Gene Ontology annotation, biological process: protein ubiquitination; ubiquitin-dependent protein catabolic process; mitotic cell cycle checkpoint signaling. Gene Ontology annotation, molecular function: ubiquitin-protein transferase activity; protein binding. The transcript is spliced from 17 exons.